Messenger RNA from Closterium sp. NIES-65, 2130 nucleotides. The record is from the annotation of a GenBank genome assembly. NCBI's taxonomy places the organism in Eukaryota, Viridiplantae, Streptophyta, Zygnematophyceae, Desmidiales, Closteriaceae.
AUGGCUCGCGACGUCGAGGUGGGCGCUGCCACCUCCGGUAUGGCACGCAUCGUCGAAGGGGGCGCGGAAGAAACCGGCGUGGCUCCAGACGACGAAGGGGGUGGUGUCGAGAUGGACUCCAAUUCGACAGGUAUCCGUCCUACGUCCGCCUGCCGGGAAGGCGCUGUCGUCGACGGAUCGGUCUCCAUCAGUGCCCACCGAAAGCUAGCAGUUCUCCCUAAAUCCUGGCCUGCUGAGGAAAGUGUGCUGACAGUGGUGGCAGGGCAGUCAAAGAAGAAAGGCCAGCUGCUGCUCUCCAUCCCUCGGGCCCUCUGGGUAUCAACUGACCUUAUGGCGGAGGAAGCAGCGCCCUACGCCAACCCUGUGUGGACGCUUGCUGCCGGAGCUGCCUGGCUGCUUCGGGAGCAGGCUCGGGGGCGAGGCUCGGAGUGGUGGCCGUACCUGCAGAUCCUGCCGGCCUACGUGCCUCUGCCGUACCUGUUUGAUGCUGCCACGCUGGACGAGCUACAGUCACCCUCGUUUGUGGAACGCAUCCGCAUGGUGCGAGAGUACUACGAGCAACAGUACAAACUCUGCCGCCCGCCAGCCAUCGCCUUUGCCUCGCUCCACCAAUUCCUCUGGGCCCUCGCCAUCAUGAACUCCCGAGCCUUCUCCACUCCCGCACCUGGCCGCCGAACAUCCGCCGAGCCUCACACUGACAGCCACAGUGUCAACAGUGACACGUCAGGCUUUCCUCAAGAUGAAGAGAGGGAGCAGGAGAGGGGGAGGGGGGGGAUGUUAGAGCAGCUGAUGGCUCUGCCUGCGUCUGAGAGGCGACGGUUUGUGGGGGAGCCAAUGGCUCUGGUGCCCAUUGCAGAGCUGAUUGAUCAUCACCACCCGCACAAUGCACAAUACAAGGUGUGUGCGCCGUUCUAUAAGCUUAUGUUUGAGGCGCCUCCCACACGGUUUGUGGGGGAGCCCAUGGCUCUGGUGCCCAUUGCAGAGCUGAUCCACCACCAGCACCCGCACAACGCGCAGUACAAGGUACAUGCCAGCGGUUUUGACUUCUACGCCAGGGAAGAGGUUCAGCGCGGUGCAGAGCUUUUCACAGUGUAUGGGUACAAGCCCAACCACCAUCUGCUGCUGGGAUACGGCUUUGUUCUCGAUGACAAUCCCUAUGACCACGUCCGGCUCUUCCCGAACCUCUCCCGAGCCAUCCGAACCGUAGCCGCGGUGGUGUACCACCAGGAGGGGCAGGAUGUGGGGAGAGGGAUGGGGGGAGGGAGAGGUGGGGAGGUUCGUCCGGGGGAGGUGGAUCUGAGGGCGGGCUUGCGCCGAGUUUGGGGCACAGGAGACCCUUUGCUGCUUCCAAGAGACGAGGAAAAGGCCGUGGGAGGGAAGGGGGGAAUGGGAGGUAAAGAGGGUGUGGGAGGAAUGUUGGGCGUGGGAGGAAAGGGAGGUGUGGUGCAUGUGAUGUGGCAGGCGGCAGCAACAGCGGUGGGUGAAGUGGUGAAGGCUCGAGAGCCUGGGGGGACGUAUGCUGAAGGGAAUAGCUUGCCACAGCUGCAGCUGCGACAGCGGAUAGAAAAGAGGAGUGCAAGGGAAACGAGGGGGAUUAGAGCGGAGCAUCGUAGUGGCACAAGCACAGAGCAUACAAAAGAGGUCCUUGUAAAGGAGGUGCUUGUAAAGGAGGUGUUUGUAAAGGAGGAGGACGAAGGCGUGGGAGUGUCUGUGUGGGCGGGCGGCAUAGUGGAGCCAAAUCUGCUUGCUGCCCUCGCUGCCAGCUGGCACGCCGUCCACGUGUCACAACUUUUUGAUACAAUCUCAACCUGCCUGCUCUUUCCCGCCCCACCUUCUCAACCUGCUGUUUCCUCCCGUCCUGUCCCCACAGGCCCAGCCACUCCAGACCCAGACUACACAUGCCUGGCCGGUGCUGCCUCCUCUAUGGCUGGGCCCUCUCCACCUCGCUGCCCAGCCACUCCAGACCCAGACUACACAUCCCUGGGCGGUGCUGCCUCCUCUAUGGCUGGGCCCUCUCCACCUCCUCCUUUCACCACCUUCUGCCAAGCGCCUCUUCCUUCAGGCGUCUCAACACUCUAUCUCUCCCUGCUGUUCCCCUCCAUUCCUUUCCCCAUGUGCAGCCUCCCCUGA